CAUUUUUAGCGCUCCAUCUUGAUCAGGUUGCGAGGCGAUUUCACCUGACAGUGAAACACAGUGUUACAGCGGUUUUUGUUUUUAUUGAUUUAUUGGUUGAUUUAUUUAUUUAUUAUUUGCAAGAUGGACUAUCAUAACGGAUAUCUCGGUUGUUAAUAAAGUCUGUCGAAGGCACUGCUUUGUAGCGUUUACUUUUGUGCUUGGUGUACCAGGAUCUCUGAGUACUCAGGAUGAGUAGCAGGCGCUGUAAGAACUGUGGUGGAGAUGAUAUAGACAUAGACCAGGCGCGUGGAAGUGCUGUGUGCACCACCUGCGGCUCUGUGCUCGAGGACAACAUCAUCGUGUCUGAGGUGCAGUUUGUGGAGAACAGUGGUGGAGGAGCUUCUGCUAUCGGACAGUUCGUGUCUGCUGAUGGUCCUGCGAAAACCCCAGUUCUUGGAACCGGCUUCCACACAAGUCUUGGGAAGGAGUCACGUGCUCAGACACUUCAGAAUGGGAAACGGCAAAUACACAGCCUGGGCAGCCAGCUGCAGCUAAACCAGCACUGCCUAGACACAGCCUUCAACUUCUUCAAGAUGGUGGUGAGCAAGCAUCUGACAAGAGGACGCAAGAUGGCCCACGUCAUAGCUGCCUGCCUGUAUCUGGUGUGUCGGACAGAGGGGACUCCCCGUAUCCUUAUUCGCGCCACGAUUUAUAUGCUCCUGGACCUGAGCGAUCUUUUACAGGUGAAUGUGUAUAUCCUGGGAAAGACUUUUCUGCUGUUGGCCAGAGAGCUCUGCAUCAAUGCGCCUGCUGUCGAUCCAUGCUUGUAUAUUCCCCGCUUUGCACACAUGUUGGAGUUCGGAGAGAAAACACAUGAAGUGUCUAUGACUGCACUGAGACUGCUCCAGAGGAUGAAAAGAGACUGGAUGCACACAGGACGCAGACCGUCUGGACUCUGUGGUGCAGCUCUGUUGGUGGCGGCCCGCAUGCAUGAAUUCCGCCGCACGGUGAAGGAGGUCAUUGGCGUGGUGAAAGUAUGCGAGGCGACUCUCAGAAAGAGGCUAACAGAGUUUGAGGACACACCCACCAGUCACCUGACCAUUGAUGAGUUCAUGCGAGUGGACCUGGAGGAGGAGUGUGAUCCCCCUUCUUUUGUUGCUGGUCAAAAGAAGUUAAAGAUCAUGCAGUUGGAACAGGAGCUUGCCAAGAAGCUUGAUGAAUAUCAAGGUGAGAUCAGUUCCUAUCGGGAUGAGAUCGAGACUGAACUGGAGAACAGCAGGCCUAAACUGAGAGGAAUCUAUGCCAUGUAUGUGCAAGAAGACACCAGCGAUGGCAGUGUGUCUCUGGGGUCGGACCUGGCAGGAGAUGAGGACACGGAAGAUGAGGAGAUAGAGGCGGCAGCUCAGCACCUCCAUGAGGACUUCAUGAACCAGGUGUUACCUGAACUGGCACAGGGACCUCAGGGGGGCACAGAGGCACAGGAGCAGGGUAAAGAAACAGCAGAGCUGCCCAGUGGCUCCACUCAUGUGCCACUGACUUCACUGCUUGGGCCACUUCCUAGCGCUGCCAGCCUUGGCCUCACAGACUCUAUCCGCCAUUGCCUGACAGACGAGGGGGAGGAUGAGGACAAGACAGAUAAUGGCGAGCUUAAUCUGGAAGGCAUCGAUGAGGACGAGAUCGAAAAGUACAUUCUCAAUGAGAAGGAGGUGCAGGCUAAGACGAAGCUGUGGAUGAUGCAAAAUGAAGAGUAUCUAAGGGAGCAGAAAGAAAAAGAAGAGAGGAUAGCUAGGGAGAAAGAGCAAGGAAUUUAUAAGGAGAAGCCGAAGAAAUCGUCCAAACGCCGAGAGCCUAUUCGGGCCAGCACUGCAGGAGAAGCAAUAGAGAAGAUGUUGGAACAAAAGAAGAUUUCGAGCAAAAUCAAUUACGAUGUGCUGCGAGACCUGAACAGCAAAGGCAGCAGCAGCCCGGCACAUACGACAGAGGAAGUGUCUGCUAUAGUCCCUGGACGUAAGAAGCUCACCCGCCGCAAGAAACAGCCCAACAAGAGCAAUCUGGGUCUGGCCAAGCCUGCCAGCCUUAUGGGGAAAAGGCUCCGCCCCCUCAUUGCGUCAAAUCACAAGAAGAAAAGAGCAGCUACACAGAUGCAGCCCAAUGCUCUGAUGCCCCCUCCAGUAACCCCUGAAACUCCUCCUGCACCUACUCCUCCUGCAGUCAUAGAGAGUGGCCCUGUGGCAUAUGAGGAACCCACUGAGGAAGAGGACGACGAAGAGGUGGAGGAGCCCUGCAUCAGUGCUAUGAAGCUUAUGGGAGGGAAUGAAUAUGGUUGCGAAGGCGAAGAGGAGGAAGUUUUUUAGCACACCGUGUUUGUCUUCUCAUCGGCCAUGAUUUCAUCAGCCUGUGAGUGAUGUCUUCUUCCCAUAUAGAGAAAGGAGAGGGCGAAAAACAGGACAUGGGGACGUGUGCUGUUGUCAUUCCCAUGAAGGGACAUUCAUGCGUCAUUGGACUUGUUCAACUCCUGUAGCAUGAGACAAUAGAGAGAAGAGUGUGUGUGUGUGUGUGUGUGUGUGUGUGUGUGUGUGUGACAUGUGGGAUUCACAUGACUGAAGACCAGAAAUGUCGAUUUUGUGAAUUGGACUAUGAUGCACAUGUUCAGAUGUGAAUAAUUGUAAUUACUUAUGGGGGAAGCUUUUUAUAAAUCCAUACACAUGCUAAGAAAAAAAAACUAACGAGGUGUUGUGUAUCUAUUUAUGUCAGUGAUGCAGCUUUAGAAUCAAUGUAUAUUUAUGUAGCCAGUAAGCCCAUUCAGGUGAUGUUUGUAUGAUAAAUGAUGGAUUUUAUUACCAUCAUCAUUUUAUUCACACUUACACUGAACAAUGAAAAAGUUGUUUUUGAUGUUUCUCGUUUGAUAGCAAUCGUUUUAUAAAUGUUCAAUGGUGCUCUUGUAGGAGAUGUUAUAUACUGUAUAUUGAGGAAAAAAUGUUAACAAUAGAUUUAUUUUUGUCAUUUGUGUAAUUUUAUGUCAGUUGUUUUACCACAUAAUAGUGCCAUCAUGUUAGCAGAUCAGUUUGCAUAUGUGUAAAUGUGUAUAAAUGUACAUAAUCUCUCUUGAAGCAAUGUCACUUGCUUUGUUUUAAAUAAAAAUGCAAUGUUUCCA
Messenger RNA from Silurus meridionalis, 3136 nucleotides. It is a transcript of the gene brf1b, whose product is annotated as BRF1 RNA polymerase III transcription initiation factor subunit b. Lineage: Eukaryota; Metazoa; Chordata; Actinopteri; Siluriformes; Siluridae. Gene Ontology annotation, cellular component: transcription factor TFIIIB complex; transcription preinitiation complex; nucleus. Gene Ontology annotation, biological process: transcription by RNA polymerase III; DNA-templated transcription initiation; transcription preinitiation complex assembly. The record is from RefSeq and is a predicted model, not a curated record. The transcript is spliced from 19 exons. Gene Ontology annotation, molecular function: RNA polymerase III type 3 promoter sequence-specific DNA binding; RNA polymerase III general transcription initiation factor activity; TBP-class protein binding. Bases 231 to 2336 code for a protein of 701 amino acids.